AUGGCUGCCUCAAAUGGAUUCAUGCAUAACUUAUCUAUGGCUGCCUGCGAAUGGUUCUUGAUGUUUCUAAUGUUUAUCGAUGCUGCGUUGGGUUUUAUCCUCACAAAGUUCGCUCAUCAUUGUGAACUACAAACGCCUUGCCUGUUUUGCAUGAGGCUUGACCAUGUUUUCAGUAACGAAAACCCUGGAUCCUAUCUAAGCUUGUUCUGCUAUCAUCAUCGAGCAGAGAUUUCAUGUUUGAUAUCUUGUGACCUUCAUGAGAAGCUUGUGGAUGUCCGUGAACUAUGUGAUGAUUGUUUCAUGUCAAUAAUGAACCGAAACCAGUGUAGCCAUGGAUCUUCCAAGGGUAAAAUGGGAAUCAAAGGGUUUCAAAAGCCAUUUCUGAACCGGAACCUUGUUCGUGGGCCUUCAAAUUCAGGAACCUGUUCAUGUUGUAAAAGACAUUGGAAUGGAAAACCAAGUUCCAGAAGAUUAAUCCAACCAGGUCCAGCUCCAUUGGGUGGUGGGCCCACAGUCACCAUGAAACCACCAUUGCCAAGGAUUGCAGGCCACAGCCGCUAUCGUCGCCGGAAUGUUUUCAAGAGGGAUGGUGAUAGAAUUUCAGGCGCCUCCACUCCUUGUCAUGUUGAAGAUAGUCUCAGUGUGGACACUGAUUUGGACUUGGAUGCUUUAUCUGAUUUCGGUUGUGCUGAUUAUAGGUUGAAUUCCGAUUCCGACUCUGAGUUCUCGUUUUAUGAAGAGGAUGACACUUUGAAACCUGAAGUUCUUGGAAGAAAAGCAGAUUCCGGAGAUGAUUCUUCUGUUAGAAAAGGUGAUUCCAGGGACGAUUCUUCUGUUAGAAAAGGGGAUUCCAGGGAUGAAUGUAUUGUUAGAAAAGGGGAUUCCGGGGAUGAAUCUAGUGUUAGAAAAGGGGAUUCCGUGGUUCGAACAAAACCUUCAUCUUUGAAAUCCGAUGUUUCAAUUGAAGAAAUCAAGUCUAGGUCUAUUUCUAUAACAUCGAGGGGACAAGAUGUGAAUGUGAAUACUACUCAUGUUGAUGAUGUGAAAGAAAACGGUUCUAUUCAUGAUAAAUCAUUAAAAUCGGAUAAAAUUCUUGAUCAUGAGUCAGAUGGAUAUGAAUCUCCGGAUGCAAGCAAUGUUAGUGAAUAUAAGGGUGAAGGUGUUGUGGAAAAGCUAAAACGACAGGUGGAGGGUGACCAACAACGGUUGCAUUUAUUACAUAAGGAACUAGAAGAAGAAAGAAAUGCUGCAGCCAUAGCAGCAGAUGAGGCCAUGGCCAUGAUCACAAGGUUGCAGGAAGAGAAAUCAUCUUUGCAUAUGGAGGCUUUGCAGUAUUUGAGAAUGAUGGAUGAACAAGCAGAGUAUGAUAUGGAAGCUCUAGACAAGGCUAAUGAUCUCAUUGCUGAUAAAGAUAAAGAAAUUCAAGAUUUGGAAGCUGAGUUGGAGUAUUUCAGAAGCCGAUAUGAAGAUGAGUUAAUGGGGAACAACACCAUGGUUGAAACCCAAACCCAAAAUCAUAUAAAAAAUGGGAACUCAAAGUCUCCUGCUUUAGGGCUUGAAGAUGAGAAAAAAUACAUUUUACAGAGUUUAUCAGAGUUAGAGAAAAAGUUUAUGUCGAAUGGUAAUGUAGAAAGGGUAAAAAAGGAAGAUGAAAACGGGAGACAUAUGUCGAAUGGAUUUGACGUUAGUACCCUUGAGAGUGAAAUUUUGGAACUUAACGAGAGGUUGAAAGCACUUGAGGCUGAUAAGAGUUUUAUUGAGCAUGCGUUUAAUACCCUUACCCUUCAAAGUUUCAAUUUGAUCAUACAACAUAGAAGAUGCCAAUCUGUUGCUUCAAGAUGUCAAUCCUUCAACAAGAUUAAGACGCAUGCUUGCUCUAAAGGCUUAAAUUAUCAAGAAUCAACACAAAAAAGAGCAGUGGAGAAUGGUGAAUUGCCAUCAAGAAAAAGUUGGAACCAAGUUAGGAAAGCCUUUACCUUGUUCAGUGUUCCAUUCAGCUUCAUUCAAUUUUGCAUUGUAUAUCUAGAUAGAAUCAAUCACAUAAAAUUAGUCACUCAAUUAGCUGAAACCCUAAACACCAUGACUGCCGAAACUCCUUCUUCUUCAUCCAUGACAAUCGAUGACAAUUCUUCCCCCUCUGUUGUUCAAAAAUUCUCUCUCAAAAAAUCACCAUCAUCUCUCACCCUAGUUCAAUUCCCACAUUCUCUUAGAUUGUCAUCUACCAACUACAUGAGUUGGAAAACACAGAUUGAAGUUCUCCUUCACGGAUUGGAUCUCUACAGAUUCAUUGAUGACACCAAUCCUCCACUAAAACCCAGUAUCACAGAUGGUGUCUCCACUCCUCACGUUGAUCACCAAACUUGGUUUUGCCAGGACACAUUGCUCUUUGGUGCUCUUGUUGGCACUCUUUCCCCAUCCAUCGUUCCCUUAAUCACUAAUGCCUCUUCUUCCUUAGAGGCAUGGAACAUUCUUUCCAACACAUAUGCAAUCCAUCCCAUGGCCAUAUCAAACAACUACAACAUCGGUUAA
Molecule: messenger RNA, 2529 nt
Organism: Lactuca virosa
Lineage: Eukaryota; Viridiplantae; Streptophyta; Magnoliopsida; Asterales; Asteraceae
Source: the annotation of a GenBank genome assembly